Molecule: messenger RNA, 2240 nt
Organism: Cuscuta europaea
Lineage: Eukaryota; Viridiplantae; Streptophyta; Magnoliopsida; Solanales; Convolvulaceae
Source: the annotation of a GenBank genome assembly
UUUUAUCAAAAAGUACACCAAGAACAUCAACUCAGUAUAAUUCUUGCACCGCCAACAUCAACUCAGGAUUGGACUGCUCAGCUGAUGCUUCGAUUGGUAAUCGGAUUGUUAGCCAAGAAACUCUGCGAUCCCCCAACAUCUGCUCAUCACCUCGCUCGUCUCUGUCUCGUCUGUUCAUGUCUUCUAUUGACCGCACAGGCUCUACAACAAGGCCUCCUUUGCAGAUACAACCCUUAGUUCUCCACCAGUUUUAUAUGAAUACGUCUUACUCAGCUGAUCAUUGUUAUCGAAGUGCCUAUAUUUUCAGUUCAAUACUCCAUCUUUCUUCCAAAAAUGAAUGAUUCUAGUAUGGUUUUAUUUGGUUCCUUUAGUGAAGAUGAAACCAAAUCCUGGUUGACACAGUCACUUGCAAAUAAUAAAACGAAGUCUUUUGAGGAGAAAGUAUCACAUGAUGAUUCAUCAAAACCUGCCUCAGUAAUUUCUUUUGGAAGUUUCAAUAGCACGCCCACCACACAACCAGAUUUCUCAAAACGACAAGAUUCUUGUAUCACUCUCACUGAAGAGAAAGCCAGUGAUGUAAAUCCAGAAACCAAUGUCUUUUCUGGGGUUCAGAAAAAUGAAGGAAUUCCUAUCAAAAAUAGUCAUAAAGUAUCUCAACUGGUCGAGAAUGUCAAUAUUUCCAGUUUGUGCAUUGUUGAGAACAAAAAUAAAGUCAACGGUGAGAUCCAUGAAGCAACAAACAUUAAUGUGGGCUCAAGUGGAGAACAUUCAAAUGGGAUCAUUAGUUUCACAACGACAACUCAUUCUGGAGAUUUAGAUGUGUCUGAUGUGCCCCUGUACAUGGGUGACUUGCUACCUCGAGGCUUGAUCAACUCAGGGAAUUUAUGUUUCCUUAAUGCUGCACUGCAAGCCCUUUUGUCCUGCACUCAAUUUGUAGAGAUUCUGCAAAGGUUGAGGGUUCGUAAUAUUUCCAAGGCUGAGUAUCCAACUAUAGCUGCAUUUUCUGGAUUUAUUGCUCAGUUUGCAGUUCCUAGCUCUUCACUUUCUACAAAGAAAGAUGCGUCUAGCAUUGAAAUUGGCAAGCCAUUUUGUCCUACUAUGUUCGAAAUGGUUCUGAGGAAAUUUACCCCUGAUGUCCCAGCUACCUUCUCAGGCAGGCCACGGCAAGAAGAUGCACAAGAGUUUCUAAGUUUUAUCAUGCAUCAAAUGCAUGAUGAAUUACUCACUCUUGAUGGUCAAAAAAAUUUAGAUGGAGGAAAACCAUCUCUUGUUUCUUCAGAGGAAGAUGAUGGGUGGGAAACAGUUGGCCCAAAGAACAAAUCUGCUGUAACAAGAAUGCAAACCCUUGUUCCUUCGCAACUCAGUACAGUGUUUGGAGGGCAACUACGGAGUGUUGUGAAGGCCAAGGGAAAUAGGGACUCUGCUACCGUUCAACCAUUCCUUUUACUCCACCUUGAUAUCUUCCAUGAAGCUGUACAUACUAUCCAAGACGCUCUUUGCCUGUUUUCAGCCCCUGAGACACUUGAUGAGUACCAAACAUCAGUAACAGGGAAGGCUCGAAUUGGGACAGCCAGAAAAUCUAUUAGCAUACAAGCACUUCCUAGGGUCAUGGUUUUACACUUAAAGCGGUUUAUAUAUGGAAGUCAUGGAAGCACCAAAUUGCAUAAACCAGUGCACUUUCCUCUCGACCUGGUGAUAAGCCGUGAUUUGCUUGCUGCUUCAACUCAUGAGAGUCGGAAAUACGAAUUGGUUUCGACGAUAACCCACCACGGGAGGGAAGCAUCAAGGGGACACUAUACAGCUGAUGCCCGCUACCCUGACGGGAAGUGGUUACGGUUUGAUGAUGCCACAGUCACCACUAUUGGAGCAGGCAAGGUGCUGCAUGAUCAGGCAUACAUCCUUUUCUACAAACAAGUGUAGAGUAGUAUCUUAGCAGUUGCAGUAUAGUCGGCGGAUAUAUAUAUCGGCAGGGAAUGAGAACAUGGCUAAGCCGAUGAGUUAGCAAAGUGCAUUUCAUAUAUUGUAUUUCGUAUCCCAAUGGUGUAUUUGUUUGCCCACGAUCAAAUGAGGUAUGCAGUUCCCUAUUAGGAAAGGUAAUUUAAAUUGUACUGAGCAAUUUUGCUACUUCUAAUCUAACUAUAUGUAUCAGAAGUUUGUACAUUUCUUUCUUGAAUGCCAUUGUUGUUAUUGCAAUGGAAGACCGACCAUGGCUCCAAAAAUCUUGGAACCUUAACCGGAAC